Messenger RNA from Pelagomonas calceolata, 5504 nucleotides. NCBI's taxonomy places the organism in Eukaryota, Pelagophyceae, Pelagomonadales, Pelagomonadaceae. The record is from the annotation of a GenBank genome assembly.
GGAUCAUCCGCGCAGCUUUGGUCUGCGUCCGCGCUUCACACCGCUGCUCGCCCGUUUCCAGCGAGAAACCCGCAGCGCUGCGCUUACCACUGGUUCUCAGCGAAGCGCGCGAAACCAGGCCGCCGCGCGCCGUCGCUGCGCCGAGAGCAGGGGAGACGCUUUUUGAAAGCAAAGCAGAGCCGCGCGCCCGCGGCGUCGUGAGCCUCACCGCUCGCGCCGCACGCGACCCACCAGACAGAUAGAAAUCAAAACCGCGAAACCGGAGCCCCACUGAGCAACCAUGUCCCAGAUCGAGAAGCUCGCCAUACGAGGCAUCCGCGCCUUCUCGCCGGACAGAGAACAGGCCAUCGAGUUCGAGUCGCCGUUGACGAUGAUCGUCGGCGCGAACGGCUGCGGCAAGACGACCGUGAUAGAAUGCCUCAAGUUCGGCACGACGGGCCAGGCCCCACCUGGUUCAGCGAGUGGUAAGGCCUUCGUGCACGACCCGAAGGUGACGGGUGUUUCUGAAGUGAAAGCUCAACUCAAACUAAGGUUCAAGAACUAUGGAGGGCAACGCAUGGUCGUCGUCCGGUCCAUGCAGUUGACACAAAAAAAAACAACAGCCACCUUCAAGCAGCUCGACGGCGUGAUUCGCGCGACGAAACCCGACGGUUCCAAGACGUCCUACACGCACAAGUGCGGCGAGCUCGACAAGACGGUGCCCAUCAUGAUCGGCGCGAUCUCCGCGUUUUGACGUGUUGCGGGGCCUUCACUUUGUUGCUGGGACUCGUAUCAUGUCGUGGGUGGUUUCAUUUUUUGAUUUUGGGGCCGUUUCGCGCGCAGGCGUCUCGCGAGCGGUGCUGGAAAGUGUCAUCUUCUGCCACCAGGAGGAUUCGAGCUGGCCGCUGCAGGAGGGCGCGGUGCUCAAGAAGAGGUUUGACGACAUUUUCGAUUCGGCGCGCUACACGAAGGCUCUGGACGUGCUGAAUAAACAAAAAAAAGGUCUGGCCUCGAAGGCGAAGGACAUUUCGGGCGAUCUGAAGGGUCUGCACGCCGACAAGGUGGCCGCCCAGGACCACCUCAAGCGCAAGGCGUCCGCCGAGAAAGCUAUACAAAGUGCGGAUGCGUCGAUAAAGGCUUGUGACGAUAAACAAGGAUCAUUGCGAGAUGAGAAAAGUCGUAUUAAUGAUAAAUUGAGAAAGCUGCAAGCGCAGGAGCAGGGCCUCCAGGAGUGCCGGGCGGAGGUCGACGGGCUCGAGCGGUCGCUGAAGUACCUCGAAGAGAGACUAGCUGAUAGCGCGCUGAUGGACGAGGACGACGACGUCCUCGCGGCGACGGUACUGAUUGCGGCGUCCUUGAUGUGACUCGUAUCUCACACACGAUGACGUGACGUCGCACGCAGGCGGCGCGCUUGCAGGAAGAAGAAGAUUCCCAGUUCGACAUCAUUCGUAAGUUGGAGCGGGAGGAGGGGAAGCAUCGGGAGCUGGCCGAGCAGGCGCGGAAGGAGGCUUCCAGGGUUGACGGCGAAAAAGGGUCCGCCGAGGCGGAAAAACGGCGCGGCGAGGCGGAAGUGUCGGACCUGCGCGACGCGCUGGCCGACGCCAAGGGCGACCUCGACGACACCUCCGAUGCGUAUGCUAGACUAUCGCAAGCUCUGAGUAGUUCAGAACCGCUGGAUCGCGACGUGGCCGCGCUAGUCCAGAAAACACUAGAAACAAAAGGUGAAGAACUUGCGAAGGAGGAGGCGGAGACCGAAAAACAGGCCGACGAGGCGUUGAGGAGGGAGGAAAGUGUCGUCGCGGAGAAGCGCAACGCCGUCGAGGGCGCCGCGGACGAAGUGGCCGCGCUUGCGCCGAAGGUACUGAUCUCGGCGUCCCGCGGUGCUGCGGCGCCUUCACGCCAUCGAUGCGACUCGCCUCCAUCAGACGAGGCCUUGGGUGGUCUCGUUUGUGAUUUUGAGCGCAUUUCGGGCGAGAUCGUGACUCGAUACAUAUCACACAGGUGGCCGACGCCGAGCGCGCGCAACGCGAGGCCGACGACCAGUUAAGGAAGCUGCGGAACGCCACCGACGCCUCAUUAACCCAAGCGAAGAAGAAGGUCGAGGACCAGGAGAAGAGGUUAAGUGACUUCCGUUCAGAGAGAGGUGCCAAGACGCAUGAUACGGUCAUCAAGAAGUGCGUGGAAGAUGAACGGCGCCUGGCUGAUGAAAUCGAGGAGACGAACCGGAGUCUGGGCCUGCUCGAGGGCAACGAGGACGACGAGCGCGAGCUCGGCGUGCUCGAGCACGCGGCGACGCAGGCAUGCUCGCGGCGUCUCUUCAUGAAUCGUCUCCGGGAAUGAUGGACGUGGGUGGUCUCGUUUUCGAUUUUCGAGCGACCGCGAUGUUCCGCGCAGGCCCUCGAUCGCUUCUCGGAGGCCUACUCGCGGGACGCCGCGGACCUGCGAGAAGCCGCCGAGGACUACGAGCAGGAUGGCGGGAGCGGCGCCGUCGUGCCGGAACCUCCACCCGUAGAGGAUGGCCCGGAGUUCGCCGAUCGCCUCAAAAGUCUCAUUUCUUCGGCUAAAUCGCGGUUGGACGACGCGUCGAAGACCGCUUCCCAGAGGAACGCGUCGACGACGGCCGACGAGCGCUCGGCGCAGCAGGCGGAAGCGUCCGCCCGCGCUUCACAGAGAGAAGCGUCGCGCGCGGUCGAUGCCUUACCGUCCGACACGCGUGCCAAGCUAGCCGCCAUCAAGAAAAAAUGUGCAGCUCUGCGAGAUGCGGAGAAGGACGCCGCGCAACACCUCGAUGAGGAUGCGGAGACCGAGGACGACGUCAAAGCUGUCGACGAGCUCUACAAGGCUGCCGAGGAUUUAAAUGUCUUCGAGUGGGCGCGCAUCGACAAAGGGGACGACGACCUGGCCUUGGAGACGCUCGUCGCGACGCCCCUGGCGCAGAGCAAGCCGGACGCCUUCCAAGCGACGGCGACCUUCGUCCGAGGCAUCGCUAGUGUCGUGGCGCGUCGGAAGGAGUCCGCGACGCUGCUGCCGGGAGCCAUGGAGUAUCUCCUCGACAAAGUGCGCACGAAGCCGAACAAACACACGGGCUGCAAGAUGUGUCCCGUGCGGUGUGGAAAUCAACCAGUGCGUCGGGUGCCGGCAUCGCCACGCCAUGAACGCGCCGUAAAAUGUUGAUGUCCACGCAGGUCCCGUCUGCAAGCGCGACUUCGAAGAUAAUGAAGAGGCCCAGAAGACGAUCGACCGCCUCGACAAGGUCGUGAAGAAGCACGCGCAGGGCGUCGGCGCCGCUUUUACGGAUCUCACGACGUCGUGCGCCGAGAUCCAAGGUGAGUUGGACGCGCUCGAGCCGCAGUGGCGCGCCUGGGUCGCGACGCUGCAGAAGAAAGUUUUAGCUGAAAAAGAUGUGGACGACAAAAGAAGUGCCGCUUCUUCCGCUUCGGAUGCGGCCAAGGAUGCCGCUAAUUCUUUGAGGGAUGCGGAAGCAUCAUCAGUGAAGGCUUCCUCGAGCUACGACAAGGCGUGCCACUUGGCGGAUCUCGGAGCGAGUUUGCGCGACGCGGUCCACGCGCGCGACGCAAAAAAAGAAACUUUGGAUAGGGUCGCGCAGGACGCCGGGACCGGUGGGAGGCGGUCUCGCAGAGAUAUUACCCGAGAUUUGAAACGCUUGCAAGAUGAAAAGGAGGCGGCGGUGAACAAGCGGGCGCAGGUUACACUCGGUGUCUGUUAACUUCGCGUCGAUGGCGUCGCGUCGACGGCGCCCGGCGCCACCCGCACGCCAUCGCCGCGACGCACCACAAAUGACACCGUAACUACACAUAGGCCGAAAAGGACAAGGCCGAGGGCCUCCAGCAGGAGAACGCCAUGAUCUCGCGCAAGGCCGAGGCGUCCAAAGCUGUAAGUGAUCUCGAGCAGCAGCUCGCCGAGAAGCGGCGCUGGGAAGCUUCCCGGGACGACGCCGCCAAGACGAAGCGCGACUGCGAGAAGCGCGAGAAGGACAUCAAGGCCGACGCGCCCCAGCGCAAAGCUGCCUUAGAUAAGGCUAAACGUGAUCAAGAAGAGGCCACUUCCCAAUGGACGGCGCGGAAGAAGAAGGCUCGUUCCAAAACGAACGGCGCGAAAGCAGCUGCGUACGCCGUGAAACAAGCCGUCGCGCAAGCCUCGAGGGGCGACAAGCGCAUCGCCGACGCCGAGAAGACCCUGGCGGAAUUACAAGAGACGAAGGCGCGCUUCGAAAGAGACGUGGCGGAGGCGGAAGAUGCGGCCGCGGACGUCAACGCCCAAAUCGCCGACGCGUCGAAGUCGGAAGAUACUAGGAUGUUGGAGAAGAAGGAGGUCGAGGGUGCGUGAACAGUGUGGAAAUCAAAUUUCGAUGCGAUGUUGUGACUGCGUCGGCUCGAUGGCGUCGACGCGUGUCGCGACGCUUCCGUUCCCGCGCAGGCGUCCUCGAGUAUAGAGCCCAGCAGAAGAAGAAGGAGGCCUGCGAAGAGAAAUUGAGGCGGGCCAAGGACCAGGAACCUGAUCAGGAUGAUGAAUUUGCCGGUCGAUCGCAGCAGGACCUUAGUCGUCGGUUAUCGAGGAUCACGCAAGAGCUGGAAAGGGUCGCGGCCGAGAAGGGCGAGCACGAAGGGCAACGGAAGCAGGCGCGCGAAGUGGCGCGCGAGCACGCGAACGACCUCGCGACGGCGCGCUACAAAGGUGUGGAAGAGCGGCAUAGAAGGGCCAUGAUCGACAAGGAGACGACCGAGAUGGCUUGUAAAGAUGUGGAUCUCGGCGUCCCGUUGUGUAGAGAUGCCUUCACGCCAUCGACGCGACUCGUGUCCAUCUCACGAUGACGUGGGUGGUUUCUUUUUCGAGUUUGAGGCCGUUCGGAGACCGCGAUGCUCCACGCAGGUCGAGCACUACUGGACGGCCCUCGACAAGGCCCUGGGGUCCUUCCACCGCUUGAAAAUCGAAGAAAUUAAUCGUAUUAUUAAGGAGUUAUGGUCGGUCACGUACAUGGGCGAAGAUAUAGAUACGAUCGAGAUUGUUUCGGGGGAGGACAACGGUUCUAAAAGAGCUGCUCGUUCCUAUAACUAUCACGUGCGCAUGCGCAAGCAGGGUGCUGCCUUAGAUAUGAAGGGGCGGUGUUCGGCCGGGCAGCGGGUGUUGGCUUCUAUUGUUAUUAGGUUGGCUUUAGCUCAGACGUUCUGCAUCAAGUGCGGCAUUCUGGCGUUAGACGAGCCGACCACAAACCUAGACGAGGCCAAUCGCCGAAGUUUAGCGCAUGGUCUUUCGAGGAUCAUCGCGGACCGCGCGCGGCAGUCGAACUUCCAGCUCGUCGUGAUUACUCAUGAUGAAGAAUUUAUCGCCACGCUACGCACGGAGAUGGCGGCCCAGGCGGGCGCGUCCAUGCCCGAGCACUACUGGCGCAUCAGUCGGGAGGAGGUCGGCCAGGGCAAGUUCUAUAGCAAGAUCGACAAGAUCCCCAUGGACCAGCUGCAGUAGUAGGUCUUUCCUAUAUCCCUGUGUAACGAAACGUGAAACUA